Molecule: messenger RNA, 4341 nt
Organism: Petromyzon marinus (sea lamprey)
Lineage: Eukaryota; Metazoa; Chordata; Hyperoartia; Petromyzontiformes; Petromyzontidae
Source: RefSeq, a predicted model, not a curated record
GUGGAAUCGAUCUUCGCUGUUUUACCGAAUCGCGGAAUCGCCAGGGAGUCGCUGGCGUUGAGAGAGGGGGGCCCUCAUUUACGCCAUGGCCUUUCACUACCCCCGUGCGGCCCCCUCGCUCCGUGUGACCCCCUCGCUGGAUCUCUGCCUCCUCCUGCUCCUCGUGGUUCCCUGCGUGCUCUGUGGGGGGCCCGAGCCGGGCAAGUUUCGCGGGGACAUCACCAAGAAUUCCAAGUAUUUAUUUGCGAAAAAAACCAUGUUCAACCAGACAGAUGUCCACAUUCAAGUUCUGAAGGCCACUUGCCCUGAGAUGAGUGGGACUUUCACGGUGCAGUGGAUCUUGCGCUCCUCUCGCUGCUACAACGAGUUCGCCAACUUAAAGGACAUCAGCGGUGAGAUGUACAUGGUCGCCGAGGACAAGGAGGUCUUCCCAGACAGCCAGGCUUCCUACGUGAAGGGCAGCGCCACCAUCACCUGCAACAACUUCCACGUGCCAGCGGCGCCCGUGAAAACGUUACCCGUGAAGCUGGCAAACAAACAUAAAGAGGAAGAAAAGGAGAAAUCGCCCAGCGAUCGUCGCAAGAGAGAAGAUGCGCAGCCAAAGCCUGCCGUGGAGGCCGCCGCCCCUGACCCAGCCAAGGUCGGCGAUACGAAAGACCUGGCUCCGAAGACCGAGCCAGGAGCGGAGGCCGCUGCCCCUGACACAGCCCAGGUCGGCGAUAAACGAGACAUGGUCCCAAAGACAAACGUGGUGGCGAGGACGUGGAAGGAGAGUCCGUACCUCUUGAUUGUCAGCAUCAGCCCGGAUGACCACAACGGCGACAAGCAAAGCAAAGACUGGACAUUUGAUGUGGAGGUGGGCAUGAACGGACCACAUGGGUACAUCUCAGCCACAGAGUACCCACUCAAGAUUUUCUACAUGGCCAUGUGCGUGGUGUACACGCUGUACGCUGCGCUCUGGCUCGUCUGCUCCGCCUGCUACUGGAAGGAGCUGCUGAGGAUCCAGCUGUGGGUGGGCGGUGUCAUCUUCCUGGGGAUGCUCGAGAAGGCCAUGUUUGUCGGGGAGUUCCAGAACAUCGGCACCUACGGCACCUCGGUGCCGGGUGCGGUGAUGGUGGCCGAGUUGGUUUCGGUGCUGAAGCGCACGCUGGCGCGGAUGCUCGUGAUCAUCGUCAGCCUGGGCUACGGCAUCGUCAAGCCGCGCCUGGGCGCCAUGUUGCACCGCGUGGUCGGCGUGGGCAUGCUCUACCUCGUCUUCUGUUGCGUGGAGGCGAUGCUGCGCGCCAGCGAGGACCCCAGGAACUCGACAGUGCUGACAGCGGCGAUAGUGCUGGCGAUGAUCGAUACGUGCAUCGUAUGGUGGAUCUUCGUGAGUCUGGCACAGACGAUGCGGACGCUGAGGCUCAGGCGCAACCCCGUGAAGCUGUCGCUCUACCGCCACUUCACGAACACGCUCAUCUUCUCCGUCAUCGCGUCGGUUGUGUUCAUCGUCUGGUCGACAAGGAAGUUCCGCAUGGUCGACUGCCUCUCCGACUGGCGCGAGCUGUGGGUGGAGACAUCCUUCUGGAGCCUCCUCUUCUCCGUUAUCCUCCUCGUCAUCAUGUUCCUCUGGAGGCCGUCUGCCAACAACCAGAGGUACGCAUACUCCCCCCUCAUCGACGACGACGAUGAGGACAGCUUAGAUCAGAACGUGAUGACGGGAGAUGCAUACGGUACGAAAAUGAGAGGCACGCGGACGGAGAUGAAUGGGCAAGCCAGGUCCGGUGCCAGCCAGGAUGAAGACCUGACUUGGGUGGAGGAGAACAUCCCCUCUUCUGUAGCUGACCUAGCGCUCCCUGCGUUACUCGACUCGGACGAGGCGUUUGCUGACGGUGCUUACCCCAACAGCCUGUGUAGGCUACAUUGGGGAUCUUUGUCUUUGUCUCACGGUACCUUCAGCCGGAUCGAGGGGCAGUCGACCCAGUAAGCAAAACUAGGUGAGGUGCAGGGUCGGGCCUUGAUGAUAGUUCUCUCCUUGCCCAUAACUUACGCCGAUAACAAGGAGCGAUCCUGGCGUCGGCCGAAUGGGAGGUCGUGGUCGUUUGAAUGUUGAGGGCACGUAAGGCAACAUUGACGUUACAAACGACCUCGGCCAAUGUGGCCCAGCUCAACACGUGUUUGCGUGUGUGAUUCAACACCAGCGGUAUACCUGUUCACACACCGAUAACCCUCCCUCACCCCUUACCCUCCUAACUGCAUGGUUUGCAUGCCGUAACUCAGCUUAACCUUUCAUUUCUGCUUGUGUAGAGGUCCACAUUAUAAUCCAACUGUCCGAGCUGUAGUACGUGGUGUGUGUAGCUGUCAGUCCCAUGUAUAUUGUAAUGCGAGUUGCUGCUUACGGACCAUUGUUUGUCUUCAUUGGGUUUGUGUGCUUAUCCAUUUUCUCGCCCAUCUUAUUGCACCAUUCCCUGAUAAUUCGCUAACUUGAGUCUAAGAAUACUGGGUUAAUGGCAAUUCAUGUAUUUUUAUAAUUACUUCAGUUGGAGUGCCAUUACCCCGUGCCUCAGACUCCAGUUCUUGCGACCCACCAUAGUUUCUAAGUUUAGAAUGUACCUCCAUUCAAAUAUAUUUAGUUACAAGCGGCACGUGCCUGACGAUUGCGUGACGUAGACAGCACCGAUUAAAUAAGCACAUCGACAUCACAUGGGCACACAGACGCAAGAUGUGUGUGCACUCAUUACACAGUGCUUGCCACAAAUAACCACAAUACCGUGCUGAUCAAGCAGCAUAGACCAUCACGCAAACUCCAUCCUCGCAGAGGCUUUUGCCGAACAAUGAAAGACGGUUACCAUAUCGCGCUCUUGCAGAUGCGCUUCUGCGGCCGUCUGGAAUGCUAUUCCUUCCGAUAUCAGGAAACCACUGGAGCUAUGCUCUUUUAAAUCAUUCAGAUUGAAAACUAAUUUCUUUAGAACUCUGCUUUUAGUUUGUCCUUCCCCCGCACCUCUGAUUAACACGGGUGGCUACGCACGGUGCGAAAUAGUUCAACAUACAUAGAUGUCUUAAUUUGAAUCGGUGCUGUCGAUUUCACAUGGGGCUGUUCAGCAAUGAUGAGGUAUGUGGAGUAUGUAAGAACUUCAUAUGUAUUUGAAUGAAAACUGGUGAACAUGGUAAGAUGGACUGUGGUGGGUCAUAAGGACUAGAUUGUAAAACCCUGAAAUAUACAACCAAUUUGUCAGUUAUAUUCAGACAUCUCAAACUAGAAUUCGGAGCAUGGUGCAAAUUAAAAACUAUUUUUGGGCAUAUAACGAUGCAGCGAUUAAAAUCAAUUCCUACGCUCAAGUGUAGGAAUCAUGCGUGUUAAAAUCAAUGUUUAUCAAUACGCAUGUAUGUCAUCAAGUCACAAUGAGUGCUAGAUUCAACACAUUGUAUAUACGAAUCGAUUCUUGAUUAAAAGUACAAUACUAAAUUGUAACAAUUGAUAGAAUCGUGAGGGAUGCCAGUCGUUACAUGCCUAAUUAUCACUACAGUUAAGCAGCGAUAACAUUAUUUAAAUGCUUCAUUGUCUUGUUUCCCAACAGGAAAUUAUGACAACCAAGUUCGAGAUGUCCAAAAUAGACUGAAGUUGUGUCGAUGAAGACUUGAAGGUUCCCAAGUGAGCAGCUCCUGAAGAGAACGCUCCGUAGGUUUUUUUUCUGGUGUCUAUAGUUCGACGUGUUUUCGUGUUGUUCGGCACACUGUCCGUCGUUUCACUCCAAUUGCCGAAUUCACCUUCCCGAAGAUGCUGCCAGCAAGCAGAGUGAAACGUCGGCACUCGGUGCCGAGCAACACGAGGAUCGGCUGGAAAAACACGUAGGAGAGCUAUAAGAGUGAAGUACGUUGAAGGUGGUGGAAGUCGAGUGUCAGGCCUCAGGAUGAGGUUUGGGUCCAGCUUACACUGGUUGUUAAGCCACCCACAUCGGCUAGAAAUAACCUGUGUAUCUGAUGCUGUCUCAGUAAUCAGCCCAGUGUGGCCGGCUAGUCUGGGGAAAGAAAAUCGUUUUGUUAAUCGCUGCUCCUGUAAUCAAGUGCAAUUACUGUUGGUGGGCUUGUAGGAUUUGGGCGGUGCUUGCGCGGCUGUGUUUUUGACAGGGAAGUGUCACGAUUUCUUGAUUUUUAUAACCUCGUCACAGGCAGGAGCAGAAAGUUUCCUCCUACCGUUAAAGAAGUCACUUGAUGCAAUUUGGGGAAGGUUGGAAUUACAGAUUUUAUUUUAUCAUUUAAUUAUAACUUUGUUUCAAACAAUGAGGUGUAUAUAUUGCUAACGUCUUGAUGUGUUCUUUGACCUUCGGGUCACUCAAUAAAGCCACUGUUUUGCUAUUCUUG